Molecule: messenger RNA, 1781 nt
Organism: Rhopilema esculentum
Lineage: Eukaryota; Metazoa; Cnidaria; Scyphozoa; Rhizostomeae; Rhizostomatidae
Cellular component (GO): cytoplasm
Source: RefSeq, a predicted model, not a curated record
CUUAAAUUAAUUUCAAGUGACAUAAGGUAUCAUCGAGUUGCAUUAUAUAGUUUUAAUGACUCCAUGGCCAGAUACAUCUUUUUCAAGACACAGCGUGAAACUCUCAUUUGUUUUGCUUUCCAAAAAACUCAAGUAGACAACGUUUAUGUUCUUGGUGAAGCCCGAGCCUUGCAUUACUUUUAAAUUAUUCUUAAAAUUCACUAGAUUUGAGCCACAAUAUACUAUAGACUAAAAGGGUGUGUUUCUGCAUGAAGGAGGUUUUGCUAUGCUUACGGUGACAGAAUCUCUCUGGGAUCGAGGCGUUUCCUUGGCAACUGUUGUAUGCAGAUGGCCUUCCUCUGGUCCUAACGGUGUGCAAUCCAUAGCAAUUACGUUAUAUUAAUCAAAAAUUUUAAAAGUUUUGAUAAUGACGACUAAUAUAAGAAGGCCCAAUUCUUGCCAUUAUUACCGCAGAGGUAGAAGUGCAGGUCCAACUCUUGCUUGGGGAGAACAACCUUUUGAGGCUUCAGAAAGUGAAGGUUGUUGGCAAGGUCAGGUGAAAAUUGACAGCAGACGUUUAGAACAAGAACAGAUAGAUCUCAAAAUGGAAAGGCCAAUUCAGCACGGACAAGAAAGAUUUGCAGAAAUCUCCCCAAGAGAUGGCUUGGAUCUCACUGCUACUUCUCAACAAUGCAAAGGCAUGAAGAGCCAUGGCUAUGCUUUGAAGGAUCCUGAUUAUUUUUACCAAACAUCAAAUAAAAGGGAUUUUACAGGAUAUCCUGGUUUACCUGCACCCAAUGCUAGGCCAAAAUCAUCAAAGUUCUACCCAUCAGAAGGAAAAUUUCUCAAAUCAUCAUAUCAAGAUGAAUAUUGUGGAAAGGAAGCUAUAAUUGAUUCUGCUUCAAGAUCUGUAACAGAUAGUGCCCAUAGACGCAAUAAACCACAUCCAUUAGAGGCUUUCAUGAUCUGGAAGUUUCCUGGACGACUGCCGCCUUUAGAAAAUGUUCAUGACUUGAAUAAAGAGUUGAUGGAACAAGUCUCAAGAGAAUCUUUGAAAUCAACAUAUCAAGUUGAUUACAUUGGGUUAACUCAGGGGACACAGCAAAUGCAAGAAUCCCUGAAAAACUUUUACCCAACAAUGAAGUCAGACAAGCCACCUUACACAUUGGAUUCAACAAAGAGGUUUGAUUACCAGCAACCCCAGCGACAUGGCAGCUUGAAAAACAAUACUUCAAGGUAUGGUUGUAAUGCUAGGAGACAGGUGCCAGCAAGAGGAGCUGUCCCUAAUAUUUCAUCACGAGCUCCUGCAAUGCAGAGAUAUGAGAAAACUAUGUAUUCUGAUGAAUACAUAGACAAGUCAGAGAGUGCAAAAAUAUCUGAACAUGUUCGACCCAUAGUUGCAAAACGACUAAACAAAUUUCUUGACAGCCAAAAGUUUGAAGAUAAAGAGAAUCGAUUGAGAACACCAACUUCUGGUAGAUUUUCACAAUCCCAGUAGAAGUGCAAAGCAAUCAUUGCAACGUUGUAGCCUAAAUCCGAUUAAAACAGAAAUGCUUCAUCCAAACCAAUUUGAAUGAAGAAUAACAGCUGCUAAGAAUCUCUAGCCAUGAUUAACGAAUGAUAAUUAUAUUUUUAAAACCUGUGUUUAUAAAACUUGAAUUGUCUUAAUCGUUUAACGAAAGCGGUUAAUUAACUAUGGGAUUUUGAAAUCUUCUAUUCAUUGCACAGCUGACUCUAAAUUAAACAGUAUCUGAAAUAAUUUUGCACUAUUUAUUUAAGAAAUUUUCAAUGUAAAUAUUUAG